UGCGCGCGUCCGUGUCAACUCGUAUAGGACGACUCAGCCCCUCCAAACAUCGCCACUGGGGGGACAAAGGCGGCCGGGCGUGGUGCUGGCCACCCCCUUACAACCACCGCUCGCUCGUGGGGCCUUUGCCGGGCCUCGGCACGGCGAUUCGCUCGCAGCACUUGCCCCGACAGGCUGGUGAAGGCUAUCUGGCGGCGGGGGGGCUCUUUGUCUUUGUGCAGCUGUGUGUGUGUGUGUGAGCUGGGUCGGUAGCUCCGUUCAGACUCAAGCCACGGGCAGAUACCGACCGGGACGAUGGUAACCCUUCAAGGCUUCGACAGGCACGAAUAUUGGCAUUUUGGCUAUUCAAUUCAUAGCCGCGCAAGCUUCUAAACGUUUGAUUAUUUCAACAGCAGAUUUUUGCGCAGGGAUUUUUUUUUUGGGGAGGUCUGUGUGUGUGUGUGUGUAUUUAAAUCUCCGUAAAUUUUAUUUCGCUUGCCAUAUGCACAUUCAGCGUGGUGAGAUUUUGGGCAAAUAAUUGUCGAAUUAGUUAGGAGAGAGAGAGAGAUAUUCGUCGUCGAAUUAAAACAGCCGGCCGCAUCGCUACGAGGCAUCUAUCUACCUUACAAUUAAUACGUUGAGAUAAUUAGAUGUAGCACCUACGCUUCACUGCACAAUUGGUGAUUUCCUUCAACUCGCACGUACACGUGCAGAUAGCAUCGCUCUCCCGAGGCAAUUCGGUCAAGCGAUGCGUGACCACUGUUACCCUUCGCUGAUUUGAGCCCCCCCUCCCCAAGACCCCAUAUCGGGAUCGAACCGGGAUCAAAAGGGGGGGCUUCUCACAUGGAGGAGGCUUUGGGGUGAGGCUGAUUUUUUUGGAGGCCAAGGCCACAGUGUAUCUCCGUGGAGAUGAAGGGCCAGGGAUGGCUUGCUGUGACAGUCCUCGACCUGGCGCUGGGUCUCAUUGCUGCCAAUGCAGACCGGCCCCCACCGCCGGUGAACGUGUCGGUGAGCGCCGUGCGUGCCUCCUCCGUGAUCGUGUCCUGGGACGUCGCGGACGGAGACUCCGUCAUCGGUUACGCCAUCUCGCAGCAGAAGCGCCCGGGUGCGCGCCAGCGCUUCAUCACCGAGGUGAACACGACUGCGCGCUCGUGCCUCCUGUGGGGCCUCGAGGGCGCCAGUGACUACGUGGUGGCCGUGCAGGCGCUGGGCCGCGGGGGGGCGGCCAGCGAGCCCAGCCCCGGCCUGCGCUUCAGCACCCCCCCGGAGGGGGACAGCGACGAACAGCGAGACAGCAACAACUCGUCGUCGUCACGAUCUUCAUCAUCGUCACCGUCGUCGUCGUCGUCGCUGUCUGUGGCGACGUCGCUUUCGGCGCACGGAGGAGGGGCGUCGGACGUCCAGAUGAACGCUCUCGACAACCGGGAACUCAUGACGGGAGAAAUGAUCAUCAUCGUCCUGGUGCUCGUCAUGUGGGCAGCUGUCAUCGCCCACUUCUGCCGCCAGUAUGACAUCAUCAAGGACAACGACUCGAAGGAGAGCAAGGAGAAGGUGAAGAUUUCCUCCAGCGAGAGCUCUCCAGACCGCUCCGAGGACAGCAUCAAGCGCGGCAAGUACACGAAGACGCCAACGAUCAACAUCAUUGAAGUAUGACCUCCUCUGGGGGAGAGAGAGAGAUCCCCGCGAGCCAGGCAACGCGACACCCGAGGGGAGCGAGAGACAGCGAGAGAGCGCGCCAGGAGAGCUGUGGAUUCGUGAUCGUCGACGCUUCCUUUCCCGUAAUUAAUUUGAUCGUUCACCUUUCGACCCACGAUUGCCGCACGUCGCGCCGUCCGCGCUGAGACGCGGAAUCCGUUCGGGAAAUCUUGCAGCGGGGUGUGAUCGCCGCCCCUGCCUUCCUGUUGUUCUCCCCCCUCCCUC
Messenger RNA from Lethenteron reissneri (Far Eastern brook lamprey), 1899 nucleotides. RefSeq names its product fibronectin type III domain-containing protein 5-like. Gene Ontology annotation, cellular component: plasma membrane; extracellular region. NCBI's taxonomy places the organism in Eukaryota, Metazoa, Chordata, Hyperoartia, Petromyzontiformes, Petromyzontidae. The record is from RefSeq and is a predicted model, not a curated record. Gene Ontology annotation, molecular function: protein binding.